GCAUUUCUUCAACCAAAUGAGGUGAACACACCGGGGUUUUGUCUAUUACAUUAGACUACAGUGUGUUCUUAACGCGGAAGUGAUUGUCAGAGGUGCAUGCUGGGAGUUGGCUGCCGGAAGUGGGGCAGAAAGCGAGAGCUCGGUAGAGGUUAAAGCCAUGGCAGACAUGCAUACUCUAGUUGAUCGCCUGGAGAAGGCAGUUGGGAAAUUAGAAAUUUUGUCCCAGUCCUCUGGCUUUGGUGGAGGAUCUGGAGGAGACAGUGGCUCUGGAGAUGCAGCCGUGUUUGUCCAGGUCUAUGAUUCUCUCCUUAACGGUCCUGUGGCAGAUUUUGUGAAGCAUAGCAAAGACAUUGGAGGAGAGGUAGAUAAGCAGGCUCAGAUGCUUCUGUCUGGCUUUAAGUUACAGCGGGAUAUUCUUGUGAAAGCUUCUCAAUAUCAGCAGCCUGAUGAGAAAGACCGCUCUGCCCUACUUGCUCCCCUUUCUGGCCAGAUUCAGGCUGCUCAGGAUUACAGAGAGAAGAAUCGGGGCGCCAAACAUUUCAACCACCUAUCAGCUGUAAGCGAAAGCAUCCCUGCUCUUGGCUGGGUGGCAGUGGCCCCCAAACCAGGUCCUUUUGUAAAAGAAAUGAUGGAUGCUGCCAUGUUUUAUACCAACAGAGUACUGAAGGAAUACAAGGAUGUGGAUAAGAAACACGUGGACUGGGUUCGGUCUUAUCUGAACAUCUGGACUGAGCUGCAAGCCUACAUCAAAGAGCAUCACACAACUGGCUUGAGUUGGAAAAAAUCUGGUCCAAAGGCUGCAAGUGCACCAUGUGCUCCUCCACCUCCAAGAGCUGGACCCCCUCCUCCACCUCCUGGUGGACCUCCCCCACCUCCUCCUUCUUCUUCUGCUCCAAGUGAUGACACAUUAUCUCGUUCACAGUUAUUUGCACAACUUAAUCAGGGGGAGAAAAUCACUAAAGCUCUGAAGCAUGUUCCUGAUGAUAUGAAGACCCAUAAAAACCCAACCCUAAAGUCUCAAGCGGGACCAAUCAGAAGCGGCCCCAAACCUUUCACUAGUCCCAAACCCACUAAUGUCGGCUCCCCUGCACCAAAACCUGUUGCUAAGAAGCAACCACCUGUGCUGGAGCUGGAGGGCAAGAAAUGGAGAGUGGAAAACCAGGAUAACGUGUCCAAUCUGGAGAUCAGUGACACUGAACUGAAACAAGUGGUGUAUAUUUACAAGUGCGUGAACAGCACCCUGCAGAUUAAGGGGAAGAUUAAUUCUAUCAUUGUUGAUAACUGCAAAAAACUUGGCCUGGUGUUUGAAGAUGCUGUUGGCAUUGUAGAGAUCAUUAACUCACAAAGUGUUAAAGUUCAGGUGUUGGGUAAAGUGCCAACAAUAUCUAUUAACAAGACUGAUGGCUGCCAUGUUUACCUGAGCCAGGACAGCCUGGAAUGUGAAAUUAUCAGCGCCAAAUCCUCAGAGAUGAACAUCUUGGUCCCAGGCAGCGGAGGAGACUAUAGCGAGUUUCCAGUCCCAGAGCAAUUUAAGACUGUAUGGAACGGUGAGAAGUUGGUGACUACAGUGACAGAAAUAGCAGGCUAGAUGAUGUGGUCUGGCUGCAGCUGUGGACUGGAGGAUCAAUGCAGCAUCUUGCGCGUCCUCCUCCUGGGUUCUCUCUGCUGCUUCUCUCUCUGGGAGUUCUCUAGCUGUAGGGUAGACACCUUGCACACACAGCUCUCUGCUGUGUAAUGUCCUGCUGUCUCAUCCCUAAUUAGUGCCAGAACUGUUCUUGCUAAUCUCUGCUACCCCCCUCCAUGCCAUUACAAAGGGGGAGGGACUCUGAAUGUGGUCUACAUACAAGCAAUUCUGGGUAGUGAUUGGAUGACCAAUAAAUGGUUAAUUGGACCAAAGUAAUAAUGGGUAAUGAGCACUUUGGUGGGGUUUUUCAACUCUUGGUCUCAAACUGCACACAGGGACUUCCACAACUUCACCUCCUGAUUUUCUGCAAAUGCUCUCAGCACUUCCAGGGUUUACUUUUUUUUUAAAAAACAAAACAAAAACUAUUUACAGACAUAUGCAAUUUUUUUUCCUUUACUUACAAACCCCUUUUUUUCUCUGGCUUGUAUGGAUAUGUCAUGUUUGUACUUAACUAAAAAAUAAUAAUGCCAAUGUGUUCUGAACAUUUCCUAUGUGUUGUAUGUGGGCUCUGCCCUGCUAUUAAGGGAACAGGGAGCAUCCCCUGCACAGACUGUGGAAUACACAACAAGUUUACAAAUCAAGCAUUUUAUUAAAGAUUUAAGGAUAAGACAA
Molecule: messenger RNA, 2296 nt
Organism: Bombina bombina (fire-bellied toad)
Lineage: Eukaryota; Metazoa; Chordata; Amphibia; Anura; Bombinatoridae
Gene: CAP1
Product: cyclase associated actin cytoskeleton regulatory protein 1
Exons: 13
Coding region: 158-1588 (476 amino acids)
Biological process (GO): regulation of adenylate cyclase activity; cytoskeleton organization; cell morphogenesis
Cellular component (GO): cytoplasm
Molecular function (GO): adenylate cyclase binding; actin binding
Source: RefSeq, a predicted model, not a curated record